AUGUUACGCACACUGAAUUAUGAGAAACACAAAUCAGACGUACAUGUAUAUGUUCCUUUUAUUUAUUGGGGUUCAUUUGAGACACGAUCAGCAGCAAAUGAUCAUUAUCUUUUUUACUCAAAUCAAACAGAUUUGAGAAUAUAUAUGACAACGAUAAGACCAAUGGUUACUUGGUCUUUUCCUUUAUUUCAACAAAUUACUUCUUUAUCUAUAUUUAUACAAAAAAAACGUUUAUCAUUAUCGAAUAAUUUAUUGAAUAUUUUUAAAUUUCGUCAAACAAAUGAUGAUAAUAAUGAUGUACAAGAACGUUUGAGUUAUCUUUCACAAUUUGUUCAUUUACUCAAUAUAACUAAAAUACAAUUUGGAACAAAUUAUGAUAUAUCUCGAUGGAAAGAUAUUCAGUUUAUUCUACAAGCAUGUCCAAAUGUAAUUAAUCUUGUAAUUAAUACGCGAUUAUUAGUUUUUUCCAAAUUAAUCGAUAAUCAAUCUCUUAUUUCAGUUUUCAAAAAAAUUAAAAUGAUCAAAUCAAUAACAGAAAAAAUUUAUUUUCCUUCAGAUUUUGCAUCAAAAUUUGUUCAAUGUUUUCCAUCACUUAGUCAUAUUGAGCUUCAAGUAUUUUUAUUCGAUAAUUGUGUGUCUAUUAUUGAUAUAUUCCUUACUCAUCUAGAAAACUUGUCUUAUGUGAAAAUUAAUUAUUAUCAAGAUACGUUACUUGACGAUCCAUUUUCACAUGAUUAUAUUAUUGAAAAACGCCGUCAACUAUUUUCCAAUAAUAUUAUUCAUCAACAGAUGAUUGAUGUUCAAAAUAAUGAACAGACUAUAGAAAUUUGGUUAUCAUAA
This is a messenger RNA of Rotaria sp. Silwood2, 840 nucleotides long. NCBI's taxonomy places the organism in Eukaryota, Metazoa, Rotifera, Eurotatoria, Philodinida, Philodinidae. The record is from the annotation of a GenBank genome assembly.